This is a messenger RNA of Alternaria hordeiaustralica, 1350 nucleotides long. RefSeq lists its product as uncharacterized. The transcript has 2 exons. Gene Ontology annotation, molecular function: oxidoreductase activity. Lineage: Eukaryota; Fungi; Ascomycota; Dothideomycetes; Pleosporales; Pleosporaceae. Gene Ontology annotation, biological process: retrograde transport, endosome to Golgi. The record is from RefSeq and is a predicted model, not a curated record. The coding region runs from base 1 to 1350 and encodes 449 amino acids. Gene Ontology annotation, cellular component: late endosome; cytoplasm.
AUGGACACAACCUGGUCCAACGUUCAGCAACCUCUAGCUCCUCAAAGAGAUGUAUCGACGGGCGAUGAUACUGUCAUUCUGGGUGCAGGUGUCAUUGGCCUCGCGACGGCCUAUCAGCUCGCACUCGCUCACCGAAAGACCGUCAAUGCGACAUCCAGGCCACCUGGCAAAAUCAUCGUCGUCGAGCGAGCUGCGCAUAUUAGUCCUGCUGCCUCUGGUCAAGCGACAGGUGGGCUUGGAGAUUUCGGCUUCGCGAGCGGUGUCGCUGAUCUGGGUGUUCUGUCCUACAGGCUGUUCCAGGAACUUGCUCUCGCGAAUGGGAUGGAGGAGUUUGGCUUUGGCGAGUCUACGAUCUAUCGCGUCAUACCAGACAACUUCACGGGUACACCUAAGCCAACUGAUAGUUGGGGUCCAAGUCCUCCCAUGGAUCAGCCUCUGUCUGCGCUCCCUGACUGGAUUAGACCCAAGAGCCAUUGGUCAGUGCAGCGCAUGACUGGACCCUCUCAUGCAUCGCAUCUUGAUCCAGCUCAAUUCUGCCAGUUCCUCUUCAAGGAAUGCAAGAAUUUGGGCGUUGAGUUCAUCUUCAACGCCAACGCAACAUCAGUCCAGGCGGCACCACGAGCGAGACAUUUCACAAGCAUCCAGAUCAAGCAACAAUAUCACGACCCUCUCAACAUCCCCUGCAAAAGCCUGGUCAUAGCAGCAGGCCCCUGGUCCCCACACGUCUUCUCACUACUCUUCCCUCACGCCUCUCUCCAACUCCCAAUGAACUCCACAGCCUCAGCCGGAAACCAUUUCCGCGUCCGCACACCCAACUGGAAACCAGAGGACGACGUGAAGGGAAGUGAGCAAGUCUUCUUCCAGAGCGAUGUUCCGGGUAGACAGGGUCUCGACAUCACUAGUUUUUCGGGGGGUGAGUUGUAUGUCGGUGGAUGGGGAGCGGCACCGGAAGAACUUCCUGAGCUUGCGGAGGAUGUGCAUGCGCAGUCGGGUGAGAUUGAGAGGAUGAAAGAGGUUGCGAAGGGGUAUUUGAGGGUGCCGGAGGGUGGGGAGUUGGAUGUUUUUGCGGUGGGGAGGUGCUAUAGGCCGCUUUCGACGAUCGGGCAUCCGAUAGUCAUGAAGGUGGACUGGGAGUUGCUUGGUAUGGAAGACGAGUCCUGGGAUAGGCCGCUUCCUUCGAAGCAAGGCAGAGAUGAUCAGGAUGGUCGGUACGGUCCGGGGGGUUUGUUCCUGAACACGGCCCAUUUUGAUGAUGGUGUAACACUAUCGCUUGGCAGUGGGAAGGUUAUGAGCGAGCUACUGAUGGGUCUUCCACCUUCGGUUGAUACAUCGGGGCUUGGAUUGAGAUGA